Molecule: messenger RNA, 1610 nt
Organism: Pogoniulus pusillus (Red-fronted tinkerbird)
Lineage: Eukaryota; Metazoa; Chordata; Aves; Piciformes; Lybiidae
Gene: NUDT9
Product: nudix hydrolase 9
Exons: 8
Coding region: 169-1242 (357 amino acids)
Cellular component (GO): mitochondrion
Molecular function (GO): ADP-ribose diphosphatase activity
Source: RefSeq, a predicted model, not a curated record
CUGCGGCCGGGGGUCUCCGGCACCUGCGGGCUGGUUGCGGCGGCCGGGAGCGCACUGCCUGCCUGCUGCAGUCUGUCCUGCGCUCCUGUCUCAGGUCUGAGCCGGGGCCCGGCCCCGUCGUGCUGAGGCAGUGCUGCCCUUGCCGCGGCGGAGUCGGAGAGGGCGUCGAUGCUGCUCCUCGCCGGCGCCCUGCGAGCAGCCGCGGUCCCCGUGUUCCCUCGGACGCUCGCCGUGUUUUCUUUCGCUGUGGCGCUGUCCGUCCAGCCUGCCCGCUUUGUUCUGCAGCGCCCGCAGACCCUCAGUAGCUCUUCUGCACCCCGUUGGUCCUGCCUUGGCCCUGGGAACAUGCCCAGCAGCUCCAGUGUGAAGUUCCAGCACAGCAAAGCCCUCACUUCGCCGUACCCCGGAUCGCAGGUGGAGCGUAGCCCAGUUCCUGAGGACAAAGUGGGGUGGAUGGUUGAGUGGAAGGAUUACAAACCCGUGGAGUACACUGCCAGGUCUGUCUUGGCUGGAGCCAAGUGGGCAGAUCCUCAGAUCAAUGAUGAAGGCUUUACUCCUCAGUUCAAUCAGAGGGAUGGAGAAGUGGAGAGGAAGAGCCUGCAUGGCUUGUACGUGGUGGAGAACGGCAGGCCCCGAAAUCCAGCAGGAAGGACUGGCCUGACAGGCAGAGGAUUGCUGGGACGCUGGGGGCCCAACCAUGCUGCUGAUCCUGUGGUGACCAGGUGGAAAAGAGAUGGAAGUGGCAAUAAAGUUGCUCAUGCAGUGACUGGCAGAAACAUCUUGCAGUUCAUAGCCAUCAAGAGGAAGGACUGUGGGGAGUGGGCCAUCCCGGGGGGCAUGGUGGACCCAGGGGAAAAGAUCAGCGCUACCCUGAAGCGAGAGUUUGGGGAGGAGGCCUUGAACUGCUUGCAGAAAUCACCCGAGGAGAGAGCAGAACUGGAGAAGAGGCUGAACAAGCUCUUCAGCCAGGAACACUUCGUGGUGUACCGAGGGUACGUGGAUGACCCUCGCAACACUGACAACGCCUGGAUGGAGACUGAGGCUGUCAACUACCACGAUGAGACUGGUGAGACCAUGGAUAACCUGCCCCUGGAAGCAGGUGACGAUGCUGGCAUGGUGAAGUGGGUUGACAUCAGUGAGGAGCUCAGGCUGUAUGCAAGCCACAGCUACUUCAUCAAGCUUGUGAGCGAGAAACGAGGAGCACACUGGAGCCAGCAUCCUGCUCCUGACUGCCACCAGUGAUGCAAGCAAGGCAGCAGAGGGCACCCCAGAGAGAUGACUUGUUGGUGGGCAUUCAGCUGGCAAAACCAGCUGGCAGUGAUCAAUGAAGAGGGCAGAGACUCCAGGCUGCUGCUUUUGGUUUCUCAGCAGGUGGAUGUGAGGCUGUUCCCUUGCUUUGCUUUCUCCUCCCUUGCUAUUUGCAGCUCUUUCAUGGCUUGGGCAGCACAGGUCCCUGCCUGCCUGCUUGUAGGGCAGAAGCUGCUCACUUCAGCUCUGCUUUGGCACUGAUUUCUUGGGGUGGGGGUGUGUGACUCCUUCAGGGAUGUGGCACUUGGAUGAGAAGCUGACUUGAAGUGCUGUGUAAUAAAGUGAAGUUUCUGUUCUCAUCA